This is a messenger RNA of Trifolium pratense (red clover), 2644 nucleotides long. RefSeq names its product serine/threonine/tyrosine-protein kinase HT1-like. Lineage: Eukaryota; Viridiplantae; Streptophyta; Magnoliopsida; Fabales; Fabaceae. Gene Ontology annotation, molecular function: protein kinase activity; ATP binding. Gene Ontology annotation, biological process: protein phosphorylation. The record is from RefSeq and is a predicted model, not a curated record. The transcript has 3 exons. Bases 826 to 2307 code for a protein of 493 amino acids.
UUAAUUCCCACCAUCUCCCUCUCUCUCUCCGCAAGAAUUUCGUAGCCACUUUGUAGCACGCCGGUUUGAUUUUUCUCUACUUUGGUAAAGCCCUCAAGACUCUUGAGGUAAUAUAUACUAUACUAUAUACUAUACGUAUUUAAUUCACAUAAAUCUUCUUCUUUGUUACGAAAAAUCCUUUUAACAUUAUUUCAAUUAUUUAUUCCUUUUCAUUCAUCAUUCUUUAAAUUAACUAUCAUUAUUGGUUAAUUGAUUAUUGUAGUCAAUGAGAUGCAAUCAUGUCUAUUUUUGCAUUAUCAGUAUCAAUUUGAAUUAAGUAAUAACAUUAUUGUGUUGUCAUCAUUUGAUUUUGAAGUUAACAUUGAUUGAUUAGUUUAAUCUUUCAUCUGUGUUUGAUUUUCAGGUAUUUACGGAAGGUGGGGUUUGACUUUUUUGCUAAGAAAAAAUAUAGGGUGUUUGUCAAGUUUCUGUUACAUCUUUGUAACAAACAAACACUACAUGUUUGUUUUGUUUUGAUUCAGAUUUUGGUUGUUUUAACAUUGAAUGGAAUUGGAUCUUUUGUCUCAGAUCAAUUCAAUUUUACCUCUUUUUGAUUGGUUUGAAUGUUUCUCUCAUAUUAUGUGGGAAAAAAUGUUCACUUUUGUGCCCUUUUAGUGUUUGUUGAAAGGUCUGAACUAAACUAGUAUUAGGGGAGAACAUUGUUUUGAGAAUUGAGAACUACCCUUUUGGUUUUGAGUCUUGUUCUUGGAUAGUGGAUAAGUAAAGUUUCAUUUUUUUUUUCAUAGAUACAAGGUUGGUGUGUUGUCUUUUGAAAGUGUUGUUCUGAUGGAUGAAAGUAGUAAUUCUUGGAUAAGGAGGACAAAAUUCUCUCACACAGUUUGUCACCGAUUGGAUUAUUCGAAAGUAGGCUCUUUCGUUAUUCAGCCUGAUGCAGUGCCGAAUUCAGGUCUGAAAUCAAGGGCGGUAUCAUCAGCGUCGGCAACAGCAAUAGCAGCAUCAGUACCUCCUGUUGUUUCUAAGGUAACAAAGGUUCAGAAGCAUCCUUUAACAAAUAAGCUGAGAUCUUUGUCUCCUUUGCCUGAGAGUUCUCUCUCUGAAACUUUUAAGGAAGCGAAGCAUGAACAGAAGAGGUUCUCAACCCCAGGUCCAAGGAGGAAGGAGCAGGAUACGAGAAUCAUGGGGAAGCUACUGAACAAGGAUUCUCAUGUGUCCAAGUCUAAAUUUCCUCAUAAAAGUCCAACUAAGCACUUUGCAUCGAUGAAAUUCAGUGACAAGUCGAAGAAAAGCAAGGACUCAGGAUGGACAAAGUAUUUUGACAACAGUGCAGGAAAGGUUACUGCUGUCGAAACAGCCGAGGAAUGGAAUGUUGACCUAUCUAAGCUCUUUGUUGGUCUUAGGUUUGCUUAUGGGGCUAACAGUAGGCUUUACCAUGGUAUGUAUGAGGAUGCACCUGUUGCUGUGAAAAUUAUUAGGGUACCUGAUGACGACGAAAACGGAAUGCUGGCUGCUAGAUUAGAGAAACAAUUUAUCACAGAAGUCACCCUUUUAUCUCGCCUCCACCAUCCAAAUGUUCUUAAGUUCGUAGCAGCAUGCAGAAAGCCACCUGUUUAUUGUGUUAUCACAGAAUAUCUACCGGAAGGUUCCUUGAGGUCAUAUUUGCAUAAGUUGGAAGGAAAACCCAUUUCUCUACAAAAGCUAAUUGCUUUUUCUCUGGAUAUUGCUCAUGGAAUGCAAUAUAUACACUCUCAAGGUGUCAUUCAUCGAGACCUUAAACCAGAGAAUGUUCUUAUUAAUGAAGACUUUCACCUUAAAAUUGCUGAUUUUGGCAUUGCUUGUGAGGAAGCAUACUGUGACUUACUUGCUGAUGACCCUGGUACCUACCGCUGGAUGGCACCUGAGAUGAUCAAACGGAAACACUAUGGGAGAAAAGUUGAUGUGUAUGGUUUUGGCCUUAUCUUAUGGGAAAUGCUUACUGGUACAUUACCAUAUGAGGAUAUGACUCCCAUCCAGGCUGCUUUUGCUGUCGUAAAUAAGAAUUCAAGGCCUGUUAUUCCUUCAAACUGCCAACCUGCUAUGCGAGCUUUAAUUGAGCAAUGUUGGUCCUUGCAUCCGGACAAAAGGCCUGAGUUUUGGCAGAUUGUUAAGGUAUUAGAGCAAUUUGAAUCUUCGCUUGCUCGUGAUGGAACAUUGACCCUGCAGCAAAACCCGUUGUGCCAAGAUCAUAAAAAGGGACUUCUUCAUUGGAUUCACAAGCUUGGUCCUGGACAUCAUCAUAGUGGUCCUGUGGCUAAACCAAAAUUUACAUGAAUCUGCAAGUGGCCUGACUUUUGUAGUACACUAGGUCCAUUGUAAUUAAUAUUGAAUGGUUUAAAUCCCAACCUCCUUCAUAAAAAGGCUGUUUUAGGUUCUGUCUUUAGUUCUCUUUAUAACAUUCAUAUGAUAGUAAAAUUGAUAUGUAGGCUUUGUACAUUGAGGUGAAAGCAUAUUUUAGUUUCUCGGCCGUGCAGAUAACUGAUGAAUGAUGAUAAAGUUAUUGCGUGGUAGUAGUAGUUUUUUUGGGGCAACAGUUAUUUGUUUUUAUUUGUUAUAUAAUCCUAUAAGUUACUUUGUCUUUUUUAUCCAAUGUUAAAAUUUUGAUUCUGUA